UGUCGUAAAAAAUUAUUUAUCUUUAAUUGAUCAUCUUUCCUGUUCAUUUAGAUUCUUUUCAAAACGGAAAAGUCAAUUUCAACAUUAGUUUUUUUUUUAUUUAUUUUUGAUAACUUUACCAAUUCAGAAGCCCAGCUGAUUUUUACCGAUAAUCACAUAAUUUUUUUUUGUGUAUGUCAUUAGAUUAGUUUUUAUUUGUAUAUUUCUUUAACAAUAGUUUUUCAUCUACAGAAUAAUUUAUUUAAGGCAUCGAUUUUGUUAAAGGUAUCGAUUAUUUCUUACUCCGUACAGUACUGGAGCCUUUUCUGUUAAUUCUGAGGCAGCGCUAAAUAUUGAUCGUAACUCACUGUGUUCAUAUGGAGUAAACAGAAAAAAACAUGGCGCUUGACAGACGUUUGUUUCCCUCGGUUGUCGUUACCAUUGUAAUUUUUCAGUUAAUUGAUGCAUAAAAAAAUUUUCAAUUUUGCUCCUUUUUCGGCAACAGGGGACCGAAACCUCAGUCAAAUUUAAGGAAUUGUACUUGGUUUCAGUUAAAUUCAUGCUGUAUGCAGGAGGAAAUCGAUGCUACUUUUGGGAAAGUGAAACCAUUAAUCGGUGCUUCUACAGCAUGCCAAAGAUAUACGAACUACCUUAUGUGUUAUAUAUGCGCCCCCUACCAAAACAGAUUUUACAUGUUUGAAAGGCUGACAGUGUGUGAGGAAUUCUGUGACAAUUGGUUUGAAGCUUGUGGGUCAGCCAUACUGAAAGGCGUUGUUAUUAAGGAUUUAUAUAACAACGGGAAAGCUUUCUGCAAAGGACGAUCGUUCGAAGUUGAUUCCUUUGCAAAUGAAAGGUGUUAUAAUUUCGACCGCAAACUGGACAAAACUAGCAGAGGGACUACAUUAUUGUUGGACGAGAUGUUCAGUGUUUAUGUAUUUUUUGUAUGGAUUUUUUAUAGAUUGGUUUUCUGAUUUCAUUUGUUUUAAUUCUAGAUCUGAAACAACGAACUUUGUUAGGUCAUGCAUUCUAGCAAUGUACAGCGAAUGUUAUGAGACUUUAAAAAUAUUUCAUUUUGAUAUAUUAAUUUUUCUAUUAUAAAAUCAUGUAUGUUUAAAUUUACUUGUCAUUAAAUAUCUUAGAAUCGUA
Molecule: messenger RNA, 1125 nt
Organism: Saccostrea cuccullata (small rock oyster)
Lineage: Eukaryota; Metazoa; Mollusca; Bivalvia; Ostreida; Ostreidae
Product: riboflavin-binding protein-like
Exons: 1
Cellular component (GO): external side of plasma membrane
Molecular function (GO): signaling receptor activity
Source: RefSeq, a predicted model, not a curated record